UACCGUACACGUGUCGCGUUCUUAUUGGGUUUCUCUAACGACUUAGGUCGGCAACCUCGGCUAUAAAUUAAGCCCCAAUUCUAUUUUUUUCCCUCAUCAAAAUCUUUCUCAAGCGCCGCGAAUAUCUCCGAUCGUUCUCUUAUCAAGAUGCAGAUCUUUGUGAAAACCCUCACAGGCAAGACCAUCACUCUCGAGGUCGAGAGUUCUGACACCAUUGAUAAUGUCAAAGCCAAAAUCCAGGACAAGGAGGGGAUCCCCCCUGACCAGCAAAGACUGAUCUUUGCCGGCAAACAGCUUGAGGACGGCCGUACCCUCGCUGAUUACAAUAUCCAAAAGGAGUCCACACUCCACCUCGUCCUCCGUCUUCGUGGUGGGAUGCAGAUUUUCGUCAAGACCCUCACUGGGAAGACGAUUACUCUCGAGGUUGAGAGCUCCGAUACCAUUGACAAUGUAAAAGCCAAGAUCCAGGACAAGGAGGGAAUCCCCCCAGACCAGCAGAGGCUGAUCUUUGCUGGAAAGCAGCUUGAGGAUGGCCGAACCCUCGCUGACUAUAACAUCCAGAAGGAGUCUACCCUCCAUUUGGUGCUCAGGCUGAGGGGAGGCAUGCAGAUUUUUGUCAAGACCCUCACUGGCAAGACUAUCACCCUUGAAGUGGAGAGCUCAGACACCAUCGACAAUGUAAAAGCCAAGAUUCAGGACAAGGAGGGCAUCCCCCCAGACCAGCAGAGGCUGAUUUUUGCUGGCAAGCAGUUGGAGGAUGGCCGUACCCUUGCUGACUACAACAUCCAGAAGGAGUCGACCCUCCAUUUGGUGCUCAGGCUGAGGGGAGGCAUGCAGAUUUUUGUCAAGACCCUAACCGGCAAGACCAUCACUUUGGAAGUGGAGAGCUCCGACACCAUCGACAAUGUGAAAGCAAAGAUCCAGGACAAGGAGGGAAUCCCCCCAGACCAGCAGAGGUUGAUUUUUGCCGGCAAGCAGCUUGAGGAUGGCCGCACCCUCGCUGACUAUAACAUCCAGAAGGAGUCCACCCUUCACCUUGUGCUGAGGCUGAGGGGAGGCAUGCAGAUUUUUGUUAAGACCCUAACCGGCAAGACCAUCACUUUGGAAGUGGAGAGCUCCGACACCAUCGACAAUGUGAAAGCAAAGAUCCAGGACAAGGAGGGAAUCCCCCCAGACCAGCAGAGGCUUAUCUUUGCUGGCAAGCAGCUUGAGGAUGGGCGAACGUUGGCGGAUUAUAACAUUCAGAAGGAGUCCACCCUCCACCUUGUCCUCCGUCUCCGUGGUGGUAUGCAGAUUUUUGUGAAGACCCUCACCGGCAAGACCAUCACCCUGGAGGUGGAGAGCUCCGACACGAUUGACAAUGUGAAGGCGAAGAUCCAGGACAAGGAGGGGAUCCCUCCGGACCAACAGAGGCUGAUCUUUGCAGGCAAGCAGCUGGAGGAUGGACGUACCCUCGCGGACUACAACAUCCAGAAGGAGUCCACACUUCACCUGGUGCUUCGUCUUCGUGGUGGGAUGUGAAUGGGUCGGCUCGCAUUUGGGUGUCUCUGCUAGUUUACUGUUCGUUUGAAAACUUUGUGUCUGUUGGAUAAUGGCCAGCCGAAGUGUGAUGGCUGGCAGUCCUUGAACUCUUUAAUAUGUAGUUUCUUUAUGUUUUUAUGUUUAGUACUUUGUGACCGGUUGGUAAUAGUGUCUUGUUAUGUGGUAAAUAAUCUUGCGAUCGUGUGGUUUUGUUUU
This is a messenger RNA of Asparagus officinalis (garden asparagus), 1737 nucleotides long. Its product is annotated as polyubiquitin. The transcript has 2 exons. The record is from RefSeq and is a predicted model, not a curated record. Gene Ontology annotation, biological process: protein ubiquitination; modification-dependent protein catabolic process. NCBI's taxonomy places the organism in Eukaryota, Viridiplantae, Streptophyta, Magnoliopsida, Asparagales, Asparagaceae. Gene Ontology annotation, molecular function: protein tag activity; ubiquitin protein ligase binding. Bases 148 to 1521 code for a protein of 457 amino acids. Gene Ontology annotation, cellular component: nucleus; cytoplasm.